CAGAGGAGGACGAGGAUGCGGAUGAGGAUGACAAGGUUGGUUUGGCUGGCGCCGGCUCUGGCGGCAGCGCGGGCGGUGCCGGUGGCAGCAACGAUGCCAAGCAACAGUUUGCGCCACGCUUUAGGAAACCCCAGAAAAUGAGCACCCUGUAUACGCGACCCUCGGGCUCAACGCUGUCGCUGAGCUGUAAUGCGGCGGGCAAUCCGGAGCCAAAUAUCACUUGGUAUCGCAAUGGCAGCAGCGAUUGGACGCGCACCUAUGGCAGCUAUCGCAAGUCCAAGUGGCAAAUCACCAUGGAGGACCUGGUGCCGGAGGAUUCGGAUCAGUACACCUGCAAGGUGUGCAAUCCGCUGGGCUGUCUCAGUUAUGUGAUGAAUGUGAUGGUCAGCGAUCGGGUGAAUCACAAACCCAUUCUACUCAAAGGACCCGCCAAUCUGACGCUUUUAAUCAAUGACAGCGGCCACAUGGAGUGCAAAUAUCUAUCGGAUUUGACCAGCAAGAAGGCCUGGAUUUUUAUGCCCUGCAAGAGCGUAAAUGAUUGCUCCAAGAAUCGCACAGUUCUAGUCGAGGAUGUGGAUCGCUUGGAGUUUACGAAUGUGACACAGGAGCAGGAGGGCUGGUACACGUGCAUCGAGAGCAACAGCCUGGGCCAAUCCACAAGUCGCGCCUAUUUGCGUGUGGUGCGCAGCCUGCAGCUGCUCGAGGCGAAUCUGGGCAGUGUGGUGCGCGAUAAUGGCAUGAUGGCCAUAUUCAUCACGGUCACCUUUCUGCUGAUCAUGCUGUGCAUCAUCUUUGUGGCGUAUGCGGUGCGCAAGAUGAAGCACGAGAAGCUGCUCAAGCAGCGCAUCGAAACGGUGCAUCAGUGGACCAAAAAGGUUAUCAUCUAUAAGCCGGCUAGCGGUGGCGAUUCCAGCGGCUCAAUGGACACGAUGAUAAUGCCGGUGGUGCGCAUUGAGAAGCAACGCACCACUGUGCUCCAGAGUGGCAACGAGCCGGUGCCCUUCAACGAAUACGAAUUCCCGCUGGACUCCAACUGGGAGCUGCCGCGCAGUCAAUUGGUCCUGGGCGCCACUCUUGGCGAGGGCGCCUUUGGGCGUGUCGUCAUGGCGGAGGUGAACAAUGCGAUUGUCGCUGUCAAGAUGGUCAAGGAGGGUCACACGGAUGACGAUAUUGCCAGUUUGGUGCGUGAAAUGGAGGUCAUGAAGAUCAUUGGCAGGCACAUCAAUAUCAUCAAUCUGCUGGGCUGUUGCAGCCAGAGCGGACCGCUCUAUGUCAUCGUGGAGUAUGCACCCCAUGGUAAUCUGAAGGACUUCCUGUACAAGAAUCGGCCUCUGAGCAAGGAGCAGCUGGACAGUAGCUCACAGUCAGCGCCGCCAGCACCACAGCAUGUGAUCACCGAAAAGGAUCUGAUCAAGUUUGCCCAUCAAAUAGCACGCGGCAUGGAUUAUCUGGCCUCGCGGCGCUGCAUUCAUCGGGAUCUGGCGGCGCGCAAUGUUCUCGUCAGCGAUGACUACGUGCUCAAGAUUGCCGACUUUGGUCUGGCCCGAGAUAUACAGAGUACGGAUUAUUAUCGCAAGAACACCAAUGGGCGUUUGCCCAUCAAGUGGAUGGCGCCCGAGUCGCUGCAGGAGAAGUUCUAUGACUCACAGAGCGAUGUCUGGUCCUAUGGCAUACUCCUGUGGGAGAUUAUGACGUUUGGAGCGCAACCAUAUCCGGCUAUUAUGUCCGCCGAGGAACUCUACAGCUAUCUGAUGUCCGGGCAGCGCAUGGAGAAGCCGGCGAAAUGCUCAAUGAAUAUUUACAUUCUGAUGCGCCAGUGCUGGCACUUUGACGCCAGCGCACGGCCGCCCUUUACGGAGAUCGUGGAGUACAUGGACAAGCUACUGCAGGCCAAAGAAGAUUAUCUGGAUGUGGAUGUGGCCAAUCUAGAGACGCCGCCCUCGACCAGUGAUGAGGAGGAGGACGAUGCAUCCGAUGUGGAGCAAUCGCGCUAUCAUUACUAGCUGAUCGAUAACGAUAACGAUCGCUGAUCAUCGAUCGACUUCAUUGAGAAACUGUACAUAUUUUGCCCGCGGGCUAACUAACGAUAAGUCUGUAAAUCGCUUGAAUUUUCUGCACCAAAGGCGUAAACCAAAAAUUUUUACGAUAUUUUAGAUUACGAUAUA
Molecule: messenger RNA, 2165 nt
Organism: Drosophila montana
Lineage: Eukaryota; Metazoa; Arthropoda; Insecta; Diptera; Drosophilidae
Gene: htl
Product: heartless
Exons: 1
Coding region: 138-2003 (621 amino acids)
Biological process (GO): multicellular organism development; positive regulation of kinase activity; cell surface receptor protein tyrosine kinase signaling pathway
Cellular component (GO): plasma membrane; signaling receptor complex
Molecular function (GO): ATP binding; transmembrane receptor protein tyrosine kinase activity
Source: RefSeq, a predicted model, not a curated record